This is a messenger RNA of Paramormyrops kingsleyae, 3257 nucleotides long. NCBI's taxonomy places the organism in Eukaryota, Metazoa, Chordata, Actinopteri, Osteoglossiformes, Mormyridae. The record is from RefSeq and is a predicted model, not a curated record.
AUAACUUGAGAAAGUGCAAGUUAUAACGAUGCGAAAAGCAAGGAGCCGGACGAAAUGACCUUAUUGCCUCUAUGAGCAUUUGUUGUGGUCCCGGGGAGUGUAACCCGGCUGGAAACGGACAGAAAGGGGCCGGGGGGAGGAGCAGCCGAAUCCUGCGCAGGGGAAAAGUAGUGCCUGCCGCGCGCGUCCUUGGAUCGACGAAGGACUUUGUUUCUAGCACGAAGAUCGAGCCUUGAUUUUAGGGCCAUGCUUUGUGGAAACAUGCUGGGAUUGCUGGCAAAAACGAUGGCUCUGCCGGUCGUUGCGAGGUCCGGCCGGCUGCUGAAGCCGGUGCUGGCGGCGCGGGUUCCGGGCCGCUGCCUGCUCCGCCAGGAGGUCCUGCCCAAACUGCCGGUGCCGCCGCUGCAGCAGACGUGCGAGCGCUACCUGGCCGUGCUGGAGCCCAUCGUUAGCGAGGAGGAGCUGCAGCACACGCGCCAGCUGGUGGAGGAGUUUGCGCGGGCGGGCGGCGUCGGGGAGCGGCUGCAGAAGGGGCUGGAGCGCAGGGCGCGCAAGACGGACAACUGGUUGUCUGAGUGGUGGCUGCAGACGGCCUAUCUGGAGUUCCGCAUGCCUGUGGCGGUCUACUCCAGCCCAGGGGUGGUCCUGCCCCGUCAAGAAUUCCAGGAUCGUCAGGGACAGAUGAGAUACGCUGCUAAAUUGAUCGCAGGGGUGCUGGACUUCAAAUCCAUGAUUGACAGUGACACCCUCCCCUUGGAGUCCCUGGGGGGGAAGUCGCUCUGCAUGAACCAGUACUACCACGUGCUCUCGUCCUGCCGCGUCCCCGGCACCAAGCGGGACAGUGUGGUCAACUACUCCACUAGCAAAACCCCGCCCACGCAUGUCACCGUGGUGCACAACUUCCAGUUCUUUACUUUGGAUGUAUAUAACAGCGAUGGUUCUCCGCUGACCGUGGACCAGAUCUACAUGCAGCUGGAGAAGAUCUGGAACUCCUCCCUGCAGACCAACAAGGAACCUGUGGGCAUCCUCACCUCGCAGCACCGCAACACCUGGGGCAAGGCCUACGCCAGCCUCAUCAAGGACAAGACCAACAAGGAGUCCGUAAGGGCGAUCCAGAAGAGCAUCUUCACGGUGUGCCUGGAUGCGCCCAUGCCGCGCGUGUCCGACGAGCUCUACCGCAGCCGCGUGGCCAUGCAGAUGCUGCACGGCGGGGGCAGUCGCUGGAACAGUGGCAACCGCUGGUUUGACAAGACCCUGCAGUUUAUAAUUGGAGAAGACGGGUCAUGUGGUCUGAUCUAUGAGCACGCCGCUGCAGAAGGGCCGCCCAUCAUGUCCCUGGUGGACCAUGUGGUUAAUUACACGAAAAAGUCAGAGAUGGUCCGCUCCCCCAUGAUUCCGCUGCCUAUGCCGCAGAAACUGCGCUUCAACAUCACGCCGGAGAUCAAGAAGGACAUCGAGAAAGCCAAGCAGAACAUGAACAUAAUGGUGCAUGAUCUGGACAUGAAGGCCAUCAUGUUUUCUCACUUUGGGAAAAAUGUCCCCAAGUUACAUAAGAUGAGUCCCGACGCCUUCAUCCAGAUGGCGCUACAGCUCGCCUACUUCAGGAUGUACCACAUCUGCUGCUCCACCUACGAGAGCGCGUCGCUGCGCAUGUACAGGUUGGGCCGCACCGACACCAUCCGCUCCACCUCCAUAGACUCGCUGCGGUUUGUGCAGGCCAUGGACGACCCCUCCAAGUCGGUCAGUCGCGUAUGGUGUCUCUGCAGGGACACUAAUCACGAGUAUUCUCUGUAUUUAUAUUUUGACUUUCUGUCCCACUACCUUCACCGUGCACAGAAUACAGAGAAGGUGGAGAUGCUGGAGAAGGCUGUACGCGCCCACCGGUUGUACACGGACAUGGCCAUCCACGGUCAGGCGAUCGACAGGCACCUGUUGGGACUGAAACUCCAGGCCAUCGAGGAUCUGACCUCCAUGCCGGAGAUGUUCAUGGACACUGCCUACGCCGUGGCUCUGCACUACAACCUCUCCACCAGCCAGGUCCCAGCAAAGACGGACUGCGUGAUGUGCUUUGGCCCCAUGGUCCCCGAUGGCUACGGCGUCUGCUACAACCCCAUGGAAGAGCACAUCAACUUCUCGGUGUCGGCCUUCAACAGCUGCGCAGAGACCAACGCUAACAAGCUGGCGAGCGGCUUAGAGGAGGCACUGCUGGACAUGAGGGACUUGCUGGAGCAGACAACCAAGGCCAAACUCUGAGGGCCGGCUUGUGGGACCUGCUCCUUUGGGCUCCUCCAUCAUCCCAGCAGGCACCUGACAGCAGGGUAGAAGUGGGGCGGAUCUUACCGGCGUGCCGCUUUCCUUCCUGCUUUACCUACUUCAGCUGAACAUUUACAAAACACAGCCAUUUUACUAAGCAUGUUCAGGAACCAGCAGCCGCUCUCAUCCCGAUUGCUUGAACCUGCAAUCAUUCACUCAGUCCUUAACCACCAUGCCACCUGCUGGCCAAAGCUGUGUAUUUCUUUGUGUGUAGUCAUUGGGAGGUCACCGAGAUGUUCCUAUGUUUCCUCCAGUUUAGAUAGUUAGAAGUCAAUUUUUUGUGUUUUUUUUCUUUUUCCCCGAAAGGUUAACAUAUGAAACCAAAUUAAAGUAAAAACAGAAGAUGAAAUGUGAUGUUUCGCUCAGGAAUAUACGUGUGGUUCGAGCAUAGGUGUUUGUAUAUUGAUUUUUAUUAUUAAGAUCAAUAGCCCCUGUAAAUAUCGCGUUUGCACAUUUCAUUUACGUAUAGUAUUUUAUCACUUUAGAAGUUUGUUAAGCAGAUUUAGAACCAUAAAGUCUGUGGAUAUGUAAGAAUGUCAUUGACAUUAAAUAAAUAUGUAUAAUUACACAGGGAUUGCCCUGUACAAUCAGCAGUAGUGUUACACAUUUCUCUGGGGUUCAAUUUUUGUUGCAUAUUUAAAAUCAAAAUUACAUUUUCAUGCAGAAAUACAUGAUUGCUUAUGUCUGUAGCCUCAAAAUGUGGUUUAUAGGAGCUAUUAGGAUGUAUACAAAUCAUGUUUUAAUUUUAUCUGACCCAUCUCUAAACAGGUUGGUGGUUUGUUGGUUGAAAAUUCAGUGUUUACUUGUCCCUGUUUAUACAUUUUGUGUAACAAUAACUAGCUAGUUAACUAUUAGCUGUCUAGAAAGAGUUCACAUCUGUCUAUUUUAUAGUGAAAAUGGGUGGCAGAUUUUGUGGAGAGAUUCAAUAAAAUAAGUUUCAAGAA